CGCGCUCGGAACGGACGUCAGGGGGCGGGCCGCGCCGCGCCCAGGGUGGAUGUGAGGGGGCCGCGCCGUGGACUGUUGUAGGGGCACCGCCGAGACGCUGCCUGGAGGGCGCGGGCGCCAUGGAGCGCUACGCGGGCGCCCUGGAGGAGGCGGCGGACGGGACUCGGCAGCAGGAGCGGCACUACCAGCUGCUGUCGGCGCUGCAGAACCUGGUCAAGGAGCUGCCCAGCUCCUUCCAGCAGCGCCUGUCCUACACGACGCUCAGCGACCUGGCCCUGGCGCUCCUCGACGGCACCGUGUUCGAGAUCGUGCAGGGGCUCCUGGAGAUCCAGCACCUGACCGAGAAGAGCCUGUACAACCAGCGCCUGCGGCUACAGAACGAGCACCGAGCUCUGGGGGCCAGCCCAGAAUGGAGAGCCGGCCGGCUGGGACAGGGACGCUGUCAGCAUCACCACGCAGGGCAUCCUCCCGGGAAACGAACCGUUUGCUCAAACAGGCGCUGCGGCAGAAGCACCAGGAAGCCCAGCAGGCCUGCCGGCCCCACAACUUGCCCGUGCUGCAGGCGGCCCAGCAGCGGGAGCUGGAGGCGGUGGAGCACCGGAUCCGCGAGGAACAGCGGGCGAUGGACCGGAAGAUCGUGCUGGAGCUGGACCGCAAGGUGGCCGACCAGCAGAGCACACUGGAGAAGGCUGGCGUGGCCGGCUUUUACGUGACCACCAACCCACAGGAGCUGACGCUGCAGAUGAACCUGUUGGAACUCAUCCGGAAGCUGCAGCAGAGGGGCUGCCAGGCGGGGAAGGCGGCCCUGUGACCAGGCGGGCUCCCUGCUGGCUGCCCGCUGCCCAGCUCCUCCCCUGAGGCGUGGACACCGCUUUCCCAGCCGCUUGCAGGGGUCGCCCUACUGAGGCCGGUGGCCCCCGGCUGCCUGACUGAGUUUUUCUGUACAAACGCAAGGUUGGUGUCCUAACUGGAAGGCACAGCCGGCGCCUGCCCCAGGACUCGGCGGAGAGGGCUCCUUCUCCCCACAGGCCAGCUGGACCUCCCCCAAGCCCCGGGCUUCUGCUGCUUCUGCUCCCAGGGCGAGGGGCGCCAAGCUGGGCGCCCGUGUGACCCAGAGAAAUAAAGGUGCCUCAGGUAGGCCUGCA
Messenger RNA from Oryctolagus cuniculus (rabbit), 1145 nucleotides. Lineage: Eukaryota; Metazoa; Chordata; Mammalia; Lagomorpha; Leporidae. The record is from RefSeq and is a predicted model, not a curated record.